AUGGUUUGGAGACGCGAUGCGCUGAACAAGACUGCUUCGGCCAGCAAUCCUUCUUCGAAUCUCGAUGUCGAACUGGGAUUUGUUGCACAUGAAAUGUCUCGUGCUCUUACUCCAAAUCAGUUCGAAACCGACAAGAAGCCGACGCUCUUCCAAAAAGCUAGAGCCAAAGUCUCACGUAAAGACAAGUCGCCAAUUUAUACUCCAGAUCCGUUGCCUGAUGAUGGUGUUGAUCGAUUCUUCACUGUCGAUCCGGAUACGCCCAUCGAUAACCCGGAACCUUCUCGUCGUACUACGGCUCUGCUCCCACAGACUACGUACAAUGCUGGUAAUCUGUAUGCAACUCGCAACUCUCCGCACCCAACUUCUUCCAUAUACUCUCAGGAUAUUGACCCUGUUCUUACUGAUGGCAACGGAUCGCGUGUCUUUAGCGACAUCUGGACACCGGAUAUUGCCAACAUGCGCGGCCCUCUUCGCAAAGAGUCGUAUGAGCCAAACCUAUACGCCGGGCACGCAGCUACUAAUCACGAUCCGCACGACGCUCGCCAUAAAGAACGUACCAUUCCAACAGCUCCAGCUACGCGAGAGUCUAGGGAGUACAAGGAAGCCGAAUCAGCCCUGGAGCGCGCAUCUGCCAUGGACUCCGAAACGCAUCGCGCUUUAGGCAUUGCCAACCUGGCAGACCAGCGGUUGAAUGUUGCCCAUCAUCCCAGCGCGUAUACUGAGGCUGGUUUACCUCCAGACCCGUCUUCAGAAUCUGAGAUACCUAUGCGUCCUGUAUCUUACCAGGUUUUGGAUUGGCGUAAAGAAGGCCAGAGACCAUCAGAGCUAGAGAAUAUCCAGGAGGAUUUCUCACCAGGUUUGACCCGAGCGCUGGCCAACAAGCGUAAGUAUAUGUGA
Messenger RNA from Alternaria arborescens, 897 nucleotides. RefSeq lists its product as hypothetical. The record is from RefSeq and is a predicted model, not a curated record. Lineage: Eukaryota; Fungi; Ascomycota; Dothideomycetes; Pleosporales; Pleosporaceae. Bases 1 to 897 code for a protein of 298 amino acids. The transcript has a single exon.